This is a messenger RNA of Linum trigynum, 4020 nucleotides long. The record is from the annotation of a GenBank genome assembly. Lineage: Eukaryota; Viridiplantae; Streptophyta; Magnoliopsida; Malpighiales; Linaceae.
GAUUAUUAACUAAUUGUUUCUUGUAUGAGAAGUAGUUUAAUUGUUCUAGCAUUAGAAGAAUAUUUUUUUACCUUAUUAGAGAAAGAAAAAAAUUAGUUUUACAUCUAUAAAUAUGUACUUCUGUGUUUUACACAUGAAGAAGUAUAAAUUAGUUAUUUCAGUUCACUCCUUGUUGUUUCACUUUGGGUGCAAUCGUAUCUAGGGGUGGUAAACGGUAAUCCGGUAAAUGGCGGUAAACGGUACCGGCGGUAUCGGCAGUCGAGCGGGAAGUUGGGGGAGUCGGUUUACCGGACACGGUAUCGGUAAAUACCGACGGUAAAUCGGUAUUACCGAUACCGAAUCCCCCCUUCCUACUCCCUAGUGCUAUGCUGCGUUUUGGCGCUUUACCCCCAAAAAUAUAAAAUAUUACAUACAUGAAUGUAAGUAUAGGCCUCAAAAAUAUUGUAAAUAAGAGUUAAUAAUAAAUUAUUAAUUACAAAAAUGAUGAAAAAAAACUCAAAAAAAUCAAAAUAUUACAACAUCACCCCACUUCCAGAAAUUCGGUUCGGUAAACCGACCGAAAAACUGCCCGAAAUUGCUUCUCACUAUAUUUCGGUAAUACCGGUUUGUAACCGUUUACCGGUAAUUCGGUAAUCGGUAAACCGGUUACAAACCGGUAUCGGUAAUCGGUAACCAGUUUGGCCAAUUUCGGUAUACCAAAACCGGUAAAUUCGGUAAACGAUAAAUUGUUUACCGACCGAAUCCCACCCCUACUCGUAUCUUCUACUUAUUCAUCGCCAUAAUAUUAGUGACAAGUCUUUGUUCGUUUAGCUUUAGGUCUUCUAUUUCUUUUCAUAUUUGUACAUUGUAAUUGAGAAUGGAUCAGGUCAGUAAGCUUAUGGUGAGUAACUAUGAGUAAUCCGUUCACAUCAGCAUCCUUCUCUCUCCUGGAAAGUCUUUAAUUUCCCCUCAUUGAUCUUUGACGGACGAUUUCUCACUCGUUUUAAGUCGAAAAUUAAUUUUUUUGCACAGUUAGAUAAGAUUAAUUGUGCUCUUCAAAAUGAUAUCCACUUUGAUAUAUUUUUCGAACAAAAAAAAUUGAGUCAUUUUUUACCAGUCUAUACCAUAUGGUAUUGACUCGUAUUGAAAUAAGAGCUUACCUAUGGUUUGAAAAGCGUACCAUGGUGGUAUGAACAAACCAAGACUGUAGGAUGGUUGAAUACAUGAUAGUAGACUAAUAUUAACUGUCAUUCAUGACUUUUAACAUUGUGUACCACAAGAUACCACCCCGUACUAGGGUGGUAUUGUAUGAUAUUGUGUGGUAUUUUUUGGUCCUGUAAUUUGUUCACCCAGAAAUUUUUAGAUCCAAUAGAUCAUGAUGAACUCGUUCCUUCUGUGCAAACGUUUUCAAAAACGAAUUAAAAACGAAGAAGAUACCAUAUAUUAUGCAGUUAGUACCGAGAGGCAAUAAUUUUUUUUUCCUAAAAAAAUAUUGAAAAUGGGUCUCAUUUUGUAGAGCACAACGAAAUCGUUCUAUCUGUGCAAAAAAAAUUAAAAUCCGAGUUAAAACGAAGAAGAUAUGAGUCGAUUAAAAAAGUUAGGGAAAAUAAAAAUGACCAUUAAUUCCCCAUCCUUAGAUCUGGAUUUUCUAAAAGAAGGGUCCAUAUUUAGUUAUUGAUAGUUGCAUAACCAUGGGUUAUGCACCCUAUCUUGAGCCUUGCAGUCGUUUGGGUAUAAAUCAAGGUUGUCAACCCGCUGGUUGACCCGGACCCGGUCGAGCUAGUGGGUCAAGGGUUAACGGGUCACCCUUUUUAUCCCGUUUUAACCCGGAAAUAUGGAAAGAGUCAUUAUAUUGUACUUAUCCUGAUAAAUUAGAUCAAAUCUCAUCUAAAAUAUAAGUAAUAACAUUAUACCAAAGUAACAUGUCGUACUUAUAUCCAACAUAUAGUAAAAAUUCACACACAUUUACAUAACAUCAAUGUUCAAAUGUUCAAUUAAGGAUUCCAAAGAUUGAGUUAGGCGAAAAGAAAAAUCGGAAAAUAAGCGCAUUUCGCAAACCAAAGAAAAAAAUGACACAAUUUGACCUCCUACCCGAUACCUUGUAGCGGUCGACCCAUUUUUCUCACCGGGUCAGGAUCAAAGUGAGUCGACCUGCGGGUUGACAACCUUUAUAUAAAUAUAACCUCGUCAUCACGAUUCACGGUUGAUAACCUCACACAUAAAACCUCAAUAGAAAUCACUAAACAGCCAAAACAAAAUUAAGAAAAAAAAUGGAUCCAGAAGUUGGAAACAGAACCAUCACCCUCCGGCGACUGAAAGUCUCCGACGUGGAAGAUUUCAUGGUAUGGGACGGAGACGAGAGAGUGACGAAAUUCUGCGACGGGGAGCCCUGCACAAGCAGAGAAGAAGCCAUCUAUUUCAUCAACAGCUGGUCGUCCCUCACCCGUGGCACAGGGCAAUCUCUCUCGACGGCAAGCCGAUUGGUACGAUCACGAUGCGCAGGGGUUCCUAAGAAAUAGAAGGAGAAGAAAGAGAAACGAGCUACUAGGUUAAGCAGCUAUGAAUUGGAGGGGAAAAACUCAGAGAGAGCAGUGUGCUUCUCUGUUGCUAUUUAAACAAACAGAAUUCAUCUAUAGUAAAAGUUGAAAGGAAGUUAAACUGUAAAUUAAAUAAAUUACUGUGUGCCUAACAGGUGGCACUAACUGAAUGACCAUUGACUAACGGCUAGUAGGAAACGGAAAACAAGCAAAUGACAUCGGUUCAGUCUUCUGUAACUUUCAUCUUCAUCUUCCUUUCCCUUUCACUCUUAAGCUAUGCUUCUUCUCUACAAUCAUCUUGAAUCUGCUCUAAUACGCCCCCACAAGUUGGCGAGUGCAUAUCCAAAACUCCCAACUUGCUAAGUAAAAACUUCAACCUGUAUCUUGUCAUACCUUUGGUAAAGAGAUCAACUAACUGAUCAUCUGUUCUGACAUGUUCCAACUUGAUCAACCCAGACUUCAGCCCUUCCCUUGUAAUGUGACAGUUUAUUUCAAUGUGUUUCGUUUUCUCAUGAAAUACAGGAUUUUCAGCUAUGUGGAUAGCUGAUUUGUUGUCACAGUAAACCUGAAUAGGUAAGGGAAUCUUCACACCCAUUUCUGCAAGUAAAUCUCUUAGCCACUGCAAUUCACAAACCAAGUGUGCCAAAGUCCUAUACUCAGCCUCAGAGGAUGAUCUAGAAAAAUGCUUUGUUUCUUAGACUUCCAGGUUAUCAAACUAUCUCCAAACAAAUUACAAUAACCUGUAAUUGACCUUCUUGUAUCAGGGCAACUUGCCCAAUCAGAAUCUGAAAAACCACUCAACUUCAAUUUUGAAUUAGCUUUAGGGGUCGUUUGGAUGGGCCAAUUACCCAACGAGUCAAUUUGACAAAAAGACUCAUUUGAGAAAUGAUUAAUAUUGACCCUGAGAUAUUCUGCCGAGAUUGCCUUGUUUGGUUAGGUUUCUGUAAUGUAGGCAAUUCUUCUUUGUCUUAUUUGGAGAGAAAUUGAAACUACCAAAUUGUCCUUCUUUUUGAUUAUUUUAUUCUUUUCUUCUCCUUAGUCGUGACCCAUCUCCACAAAAAAAAAACCCAACUAUUAUCAUUCCCAUUUUGUCUCUCCCUCCCCCAUUCCACUAAACAGAACAAUCCCUAAAGUAGGAGAUUGAAGAAAAGAGAUCGAAGAAACCAUAGAAGAGCUUCUGUUAUCUUUUCCAUUGUCGAUCUCCACCUUGCUGGCCGCUGGGUCCUGCAAGAGGCUAUCUUUUCUGAAAUGGCCGCCGGCUUCUUCAUCGAUGAUUUGACGGAUGAAGGGGUAUACUGCGAGUGUGGAUUGGAAGCUGUAGUGAGAACUUCCAGAACUUCCGACAACCCUAAUCGCAUAUUCUGGUCUUGCUCUCUUUACCACUCAAAGGUAACCUGUUUACAACUCAUAUAGUGUUGUUAUAGAAUUUCUUGAACGCAAGGAGCUUGAGAAUGUGGAGUUUUCCUUGGCCAUUUGGGUGUUCAAAUCAAUAGUUCUUAUAUGU